CCUAUCAUUGAUGUACAAAUAUGAACAUACUGGGUAUUAUCAGUCACCAUAAUUCACAAAAUGUAUAUUUAUGCUUAUUAUGCUUAAAGGCCAUGUACCUCCAUAUACGUAAAGUAGCCCCGCCAAAUUAUCGACAGUGACUCCAUAUGCCCCGCAUACGUCAGUAAUAAUCGAUCGAAUGCGCCAUGUUAAUUAAUUCAAUAAUUAUUCAAUAAUUAUUCAAUAAUUAAUUCAAUUCAAUUCCAACAAGAUCAAAUUCACAAUCGCGCCGGUUUUCAUAUCAAGGUUUUAGAUCACCAACUUGAUAGUUACUAUAAGACUUAAAUUAAAAAAGAAAGAAAGAAUAAUUCGAAUACUACGUACUCAAUUGCCAUCGUUCAACAAUCCCACAGUCCCCAUCUCUCGGGGCGCCAAAAACCCUCCGAACAAAAAAUGGCGACAACGACUACUCCUACUCCUACUCCUCCCCCCGACUCCAUAAAGCUCGCGCCCCUCCCCCCCUUCAAGCCCGACCUCUACCAGCGCGCCUGGCAAUCCGUGCCCCACCCAACCCUCCCCUUACUCGCCACCGCGCACCAGAAAUCCGUCACGGUCUUCUCCCUCACCACCCUCUCCGCCCACAGCGCCCUGACCGACGGCCACGACCGCUCCGUCCGCUCCGCCACCUGGCGGCCGAACCUGCCCCCGCACAAGCUGUGCCUGGUCACCGGCAGCUUCGACUCGACGGCGGGGCUGUGGCGAUGGACUGACGACGACAACGCGGCAGGCGAUAACUUGGAAGUGGAAGUGACAGCGGCAACGGUGCGAUCAGACAACGACUCCGACUCCGAUAACGACGGCGACAAGAAGGACUGGGAGCUGAUCAUCAUCCUGGACGGGCACGAGAACGAGAUCAAGUCGGUCGCCUUUUCCCCAUCGGGGCAGUACCUCGCGACGUGCAGCCGCGACAAGACGGUGUGGAUCUGGGAGGACGUCGGCGAGGCGGAAGAAGACGACUGGGAGACGAUCGCGGUGCUGAACGAGCACGAGGCCGACGUGAAAGCCGUCGCCUGGUGUCCCCAGCCCACCGAGCCCACAAGCCGUGCCGGUAACAGGGGUCGCUACAGCAGCGACGUCCUCGCGAGCGCCAGCUACGACAACACCGUGCGCGUGUGGCGCGAGGACGGCGAGGACAACUGGGUCUGCGUCGCCGUGCUCGAGGGCCACGACGGCACCGUCUGGGGCCUGCAGUGGGAGCCCAAGCCCAGGCCGGGGGGCAAGUUCCCGCGCAUCCUGACGUGGAGCGCCGAUUGCACUGUUCGGAUAUGGACGCUGAAGGAGGAGGAGGCGGAUAAUGACGACGAACAAAGCGCGGCGAGACACCAGUGGGGCGGCGCGCUGAGCGGGAUCCCCAACACGAUGCGCCGGUCCCUGAAGGAGGACUGGGCGUGCACUGCUAUACUGCCCAAGGCGCACACGAGAGACAUAUACGCGGCGACGUGGAGCCCGGAGACGGGGCUGGUGGCUAGCACGGGGAGCGAUGGCAUCAUUGCUAUCUACCGCGAGGAGGAGGAGGAGGAGCAGCAAGGGGGAGGGGAAGACGAGGCGGUCGCCGAGCUCGACGGCGAUGAUGUACCCAUGACGAACGGACACACUGGAGAAAGCAGCAGCAGCAGCAGCAGUAAGUGGAAGUUGAUAUCCUCGACGCCGAAUGGUCACGGCCCCUACGAGAUCAACCACAUCACCUGGUGCAAGCGCUACGACCAGGGCUGCGCGCCGGAGAGGAGGGGGAAGGAGGAGAUGCUGGUUACGACGGGAGACGAUGGGAUCAUUCGCCCGUGGCAGGUUAUAUGAUGACUACCUAGGUACCUACCUAGUACUGAUUAACCUACUACUACCUUGCUAUCUGCCUGCCUUUUACCUACUAGCUAGCAUAGGUGUGUGUACUUUAUAGCGUAGAAAGACCAAAAAAAAACAUAAAGGGUCAGCUUCAGUGCCUAAAGU
This is a messenger RNA of Hypoxylon fragiforme, 1983 nucleotides long. Its product is annotated as WD40 repeat-like protein. The coding region runs from base 433 to 1833 and encodes 466 amino acids. Gene Ontology annotation, molecular function: protein binding. Gene Ontology annotation, biological process: iron-sulfur cluster assembly. The record is from RefSeq and is a predicted model, not a curated record. NCBI's taxonomy places the organism in Eukaryota, Fungi, Ascomycota, Sordariomycetes, Xylariales, Hypoxylaceae. Gene Ontology annotation, cellular component: cytosolic [4Fe-4S] assembly targeting complex. The transcript has a single exon.